CAGAGCUUGGGACAGUCAUGGAGAAACAUGACUGAGACCUGCUGUAACUGAGAAGGCCCCAAGUGGACGCUGAGAAAGAAGCCAUUUCAGCAGCUAUCUAAAUCUCUCUGCCAGCAUGACUCAAGCGGACAAGAAGAAGCGGUCCACCUGCAAGGCCAAGAUGAUCCCGUCGCCCGUGGUAAUAAGGAUGCAAGCAAUACUGCAGAAGGAGAUGGUGCGAGAAUUCCUGGCCGAGCUCAUGAGCACAUUUGUCAUGAUGGUGUUUGGCCUUGGCUCCGUGGCCCAUAUGGUUCUAGGAGAAAAUUUUGGGAGCUUCCUCGGUGUCAACUUGGGUUUUGGCUUCGGAGUCGCCAUUGGAGUGCACGUGGCAGGGAAAGUCUCUGGCGCCCACAUGAACGCAGCGGUGACCUUCACCAACUGUGCACUAGGCCACUUGUCCUGGAAGAAGUUUCCUGUGUAUGUCCUGGGUCAGUUCGUGGGUUCCUUCUUGGCUGCUGCCAGCAUCUAUGGCAUCUUCUACGCAGCCAUUAUGAACUACUCGGGCGGAAAUCUGACAGUGACUGGCCCUGUAGCCACUGCUAACAUUUUUGCCACCUACCUUCCUGAGUACAUGACAUUGUGGAGGGGCUUCCUGGAUGAGGUAUUCGUUACGGGGAUACUCCAGCUAUGUCUCCUUGCCAUCACGGACAAACGUAACAACCCAGCCCUGCCAGGGACACAGGCCGUGGUGAUUGGCAUCCUUAUUGUCGUCAUUGGAGUGUCUCUGGGCAUGAACACAGGAUAUGCCAUCAAUCCAUCCCGGGACCUGCCUCCCCGCUUCUUCACCUUUAUUGCCGGUUGGGGCACAGAGGUCUUCAGGGAUAAGAACUGGUGGUGGGUGCCAGUGGUGGCACCGGUCCUCGGUGCCUACUUAGGUGGCAUCAUCUACGUGGUCUUCAUUGGCUUUACUAUCCCACGGGAGCCCCAGAUACUGGAGAAUCCUGUGGAGUAUGAAGACCACCAAACACCUGUAUUGCCCAAGACCAUGCCUCACCACACUGUGAACGCCUCCCUUGCCUCUGUCUCCGUGUCCCUCGACAACAGAACUCCAGUCCAGCCUGUCUCACCCUUAAGUGACAACAUCCAAGUACAGCAAUUCUAAGUAAGAUUAUUUGUGACCCCAUUCCCACCACAAUAAAGCCUUGCCCCACAGUGGCACCCUUGCUUCCUGGGUGCCUCCUAUGGUUAGGUUUCCCUCCUGGUUCUUCCAGGAACUCUAGGGUUAUGCCAUAGCCCAAAGCUAGAGGAUGGACCCAAGAGGCCUCCAACUUCUUCCAGUCCUGGGAGCUGCGGCGCCCCCUGGGGGAGAAUGGGGAAAGGCCACAGGAAGAACAGAAGAUCAAAAGAUGCCAGACACAGAACAGUGGACUUUCAGGCAUAGGAUAGGAAAGGGAUGGCUUGGGGAAAGACCAACAGCUAGCUAGUGGGCAGUCAGUUCUGGGGAUACCCUGAGCUGCUAUCCUGAGCUUCCCUGAGAUAGGAUCAAGACUCUUCCUCAGUUUUGGCCAGUCCUUGCACCAGAUUAGACAAAGCCCAGGCAUGAUGUAGGUCAGAGUUUCUCUACUUUUUUUUUUUUUUUGUCAUUAUUGCCCUACUUCACAAGCAAUAUA
Molecule: messenger RNA, 1649 nt
Organism: Myotis davidii
Lineage: Eukaryota; Metazoa; Chordata; Mammalia; Chiroptera; Vespertilionidae
Gene: AQP7
Product: aquaporin 7
Exons: 8
Coding region: 116-1141 (341 amino acids)
Biological process (GO): water transport; glycerol transmembrane transport
Cellular component (GO): basolateral plasma membrane; plasma membrane
Molecular function (GO): glycerol channel activity; urea transmembrane transporter activity; water channel activity
Source: RefSeq, a predicted model, not a curated record